AUGGCGGCCAUAUCAGCGUACACGCACCCCGCGCAUCUGGAAGAGAAGCACCACCACUCUAUGUUCUACGAUGCAGUCACGAUAGAACAGAGAGCCUCGUUCCAUUCUUCUGCUCCUGCCGACGAAUCCGGUGGACAGCAUGCACAGAAACCGAUACAAAAGGCCCUGCUCCUGAAAAGGGCUCGCGAGCAAUAUACCCUUGUGGACGAUCAUGAAAUCCCCCCGGUCCUGAAUAAAGACGAAGUCCUGGUCAAGAUCCAAGCCAUCGGGUUAAAUCCCGUAGACUGGAAGGGGCCGGCGUACAACUUUGGAAUUCCCAGCUUUCCCUGGAUCAACGGUCGUGAUCUUGCGGGAGUGGUCGUCAAAGCAGAUCAGUCGGCACGAUUGCGCAUCGGAGACAUUGUGCUUGUUCCCUCCACCGACUAUCGGGAUAUUCGCAAAGCUGCCUUCCAGGAAUAUGCCGUAGCUACCCACUAUAACGCCGCGCGCAUUCCACGAGGAAAGCCGAUCCACGCCGCAUCGUCUUUGGGGGUCGCAUUUGUGGCAUCAGCCCUGGCUCUGGGAAUAUCGCUUGGACUGGACUUCUCGCAGAUCGCCGCCUGUCGGGGGCCUAAUUUGGUGGAUAUUAUCCGCCAGGUGGACGAGGACCACAUCCCAGCUGAUAUAAGGAACGAAUGCUAUUCGGGACUGAAUGAUGUUGAGCGCCUCAAACCAGGACAGUGGAUUGCUAUCUGGGGAGCUUCGACAACUACUGGCUUUAUCACGCUGCAACUUGCGAAAAUGGCGAACCUCAAGGUGAUAUGUGUGGCUGAUAUUGCACGUCACGGAUCAAGACUAGUCGAACUCGGCGCAGAUGUGUUGGUUGACCGCCACAAUACAGAGAGGGCGAUUGAGAUCAUUCGUGGGGUGACACAAGGACGACUUCGAUAUGCGAUUGACAUAGUGGGACAGGAUACGGCGGCACUCCUUCAAAGAGCCCUUGACACCUCUGUAAACGAGGACGGAUCGCAUGCCCAUCUCCUUGGGCUGACGGGGCUGCCGAAGGAGCGAGCAGCCGGAACUAUCUACCACACGGUCCCGAUUAAAAUCUUCCACACGUCUCCCGCGGUCGGAUCAAGCUUGGUGACAUGGUUAGAGAAGAUGCUACAGUCCGAUGCUAUAGAACUACCGGAGGUUGUUCGCAAACCCGGCGGGCUGGCGAGCAUCAAUGAAGCGUUGGAACUCCUUCGACUUGGCACGGCGUCAGGAAAACGGGUGGUAGUAGAUCUGGAAGCCUAG
Molecule: messenger RNA, 1278 nt
Organism: Aspergillus terreus NIH2624
Lineage: Eukaryota; Fungi; Ascomycota; Eurotiomycetes; Eurotiales; Aspergillaceae
Product: zinc-binding alcohol dehydrogenase family protein
Exons: 4
Coding region: 1-1278 (425 amino acids)
Molecular function (GO): oxidoreductase activity, acting on NAD(P)H
Source: RefSeq, a predicted model, not a curated record